AUGGAGUCAGACGCUUUAUGCUGUCAUCAUUGUGGGGAAAGAUUUCAACGGCGUGAACACCGUGAUCGGCACCUUCUUCGUCACACGGGUCACAAACCAUUCCAAUGCGAUGCUUGCUCCAAAUCCUUUGGGCGCCACGACACUCUUGUUCGUCAUAGGGCUUUACAUAAUAGCCGAUCUGAGCAAAGCCGAGGUCGUCGCCGCUGUGGGCGGGCCUGUGUCCCUUGUUCAAGACUGAAGCAAGGCUGCAGCGGAGGCCACCCGUGCUCACGAUGUAAAAACAGAGAUACGGAGUGCAUCUAUAACUUGGUCAGGUCAUCCGAAAUACCAAGUGGCGACAGUGACCAAGAUGGAACCCUCUCGUCUCCUCUCACAGUACGAGACGCUGGCUCAGUGAACGGAGACAUCUCAUCCCAUGACCUUCAUGCCAUGCCAAAUCAAUUGGGCGAUCCUACAUCAAAUAUUUCUGACGCCACUCACAUCUCCAACGUAUAUAUCCCAGAUACCACUAUCUCUGGCUGGCCUCCCGUUCAAUCAUUGACUAACGGGAACUUCGGCGAACUGUGUCUCAUACCAGGUGUCUCAUGGACGCCUUGGAACCCAUUAACGGUCAGCUCUUCUUUCCCCUGGUUCAUGGAUGGACUAGAUAAUUCGUUGGGAUUUCCAGACCUACCAGACCUGAUGGAUCCCAUUGUAGUUGCGAAUGCAUCUUUACCUAUUCCUCUUACAUCGACAAAAUCAGCUCCUGCUGUGCCGGUGGCUGCAACAAUAGGUGACCAUACUUAUCCUCAGAUGUAUUUGAAUCCCGAACACAUAUGUUCAGGCUACACAAGACCAUGUCUCUCCUUACCCAAGCUCCAAGAUAUCAGUAUCCAAAUGGCUAGAACCGAGGUUUUCGGACAUGUCCAUACUAUUUCUUAUCAGGCUGUUGAAAACUUGAACAAUUUCUACAAGACUCAAAGUCGAGAGGAGGUUACAGAAGCUGUCCCUGAGGACAUUCUUCAUGCCUUUGUAGAACUUUACUUUGAGUUCUUUGAUUCGCAGUUUCCCUUUUUGCAUCCAUCACGUUUAGAAGACCCUGACCUACCAUGGGUUCUGCUGUUAGCUACAGCCGCAGUCGGAAGUCAUUACUCUGAGAUACAAGGUGCAGAAGAAUAUAAUUUUGCACUAUCUGAUCUGCUUGCCAGAGCUGUUGAACAGGAAGUCUCGAAUCACAUAAUUAAAGCCGACAUUGCGACAGUUCAGAGUGUCUUUCUCCUACAUGUAUUGUGGAUGUUUUCAGAAUCUCACAGAGACAAGGUUGUACUACAGCACAAGCGAACCAGACUCUCAACACUGUGUUGGGAUUUACUUACCCGGGCUAAUAAGCAAAGACAACGGAGUCAGCCUGAUCUUAGUACUGACGAAGCAUGGAAAUCGUGGCUUAACCGUGAGAGUGACAUCCGUCUGUCUAUGUGUGUUCGAGUUUUGGAAUGUCUGGGGCAUAUUUUCCUUUUUAUGCCUCUCGACAUUAACCUUCGUGAGGCUACGAGACAAUUGCCCUGCGAUGAAAGCAUCUGGAAGUGUCGAACUGCUGUUGAUUGGAAGUCACAACUGGAUACUGGAGGGAAUGAGCAGCUCAGUACGAGAGGGCAAGGCUGGAGCCAAAAUCGUCUCGGAAGAUCUUCUGCUGGAGAUCCAUUCCCUUCAAAGGUCGCUCUCAUCGAAUUUUAUCUCGAUGAAAGGGACAUUUCCCGUCAAAUACUUACAUCAAAGCUUUUGCGUUCUUCAUUUGUACCUUUCCUCGGUUUGGAGUCAGGAACUGAUGCUCAGUAUGCAUCUAACAGACUCGACACGAGAAGCAACAAUCACCUUUUGGAUACAAUCAUCGACCAAUUAACACUAGCAAAUGCUAGGACUGAGGGAGAUACAUUGGUCCAUUUCAUUGCGAUCCUAAGGCUGAUACCAAUACCAUUGGAAACACUGCAUUUUGCUACUGGGUGGCAGGCAAAUCAAGAGCAGAUGCUGGAGUCGAAGAAGCGUCUCCGGUGUUUCUUCCAGAAUAAUGGUUCUGAAGCACGUAAAGGCUUGUGGCAUGCUGCUUGCAUAUUCAAGAAAACCCGGAACUCGCGUCGACUCAUGUGUUACGAUGCAUUGAGUCUUGCAUCCGCCAUGGGUUAUAUAUAUUCUUACAGCGAAGCACGAUCCUCGAUACCUGAUGCUUCAUCUCAUUUUCAUUCGUCGAGUCGGCCUUCCAUCGUUCGUCUUGACCAGCUUCACGAGAGGUCGCAUGUUGAGCAGUGGAUCAAGAGCGACGCUGACAGCGUGGUUCAUUUGACGGGAGUUGGGCUACUUGACGGUUCCGAUGACCGUAUUCGCUUUCUUCUAGAUAUUGAGAAGACAUUGUCGUCACAGAUCGCUUGGCGGGGGUUCUGUUUUCUCUUCGCUACUUGUUUUUCCCAGUUAAGACGUGGUGAGAUCCCCAGUUCAAAGGAUCACAGUACAGGGUAA
Molecule: messenger RNA, 2490 nt
Organism: Fusarium venenatum
Lineage: Eukaryota; Fungi; Ascomycota; Sordariomycetes; Hypocreales; Nectriaceae
Biological process (GO): regulation of transcription by RNA polymerase II; DNA-templated transcription
Cellular component (GO): chromatin
Molecular function (GO): RNA polymerase II cis-regulatory region sequence-specific DNA binding; zinc ion binding; DNA-binding transcription factor activity, RNA polymerase II-specific
Source: RefSeq, a predicted model, not a curated record